UAGAAAAUCUUAAGGUGUGAUAUCAAGAAUUGUAUAAAUACAAGAGAUUGUAAAGAAUUAAGUAUCAUUUGAUUGCUUGCUCUAUCCAAGUGAUCUAAAACUAAAACAAACAAACUAAUCAAAAUGAAACUAUUUCUUAUUGGAUUAGCCUUAUUGGCAACAGCUUAUGGAGAAUACUCCAGUGAAUAUCAAGUUCCUCAAGAUAGUCUUUCUGUUCUUGAGGAAAUUGAGGCUCUUCCCAAGCCUGCUGCUGCCCAGUCAGUCGAAAAUGGAUAUCGUUACAAGACCGUAAGACGUUUCCGUGCCCGUCAUCGUCGUGAUGUCAGUGAACUUGUAUCCCCCGAAUACUUGCCACCUGUUGAACAACAAUCCUUCGAAGCUCCAUCCAAUGAAUACUUGGCACCAAUUGCCCCUGCUGCACCCGUUGUUGAGGUUGCUUCCGGAGUUCUAGCCGAUGAUGGCUACCGUUACAAGACAGUUCGUCGUUUGCGUUUCCGUCAUCGUCGUGAUGUCAGUGAAUUAGCUUCUUUACCAUCAAACGAAUAUUUGCCACCUCUAGAGGAGUCUUUCGCAGUAAGCCCUCAAGAGUUGCAGUCUCUUUCAGAGACUAGUGUUUUGGCUGAUGAUGGUUACCGUUACAAGACCCAAAGAAGGAUCAGGUACCGUCAACGUCGUGAUGUGAACGAACUUCCAUCCAACGAAUACUUGCCCCCAGUUGAGAUUGCUGCCCCAGUCUCCGCUCCAAUCUCCGCCCCAAUUGCUGCCCCAGUUGCUGCUCCAGUCAUCAUCGAAGCUCCAGUCCAAGAAUCAGCAGUCCUUGCUGAUGAUGGUUACCGUUACAAGACUGUCAGGAGGAUCAGGUACCGUCACCGUCGUGAUGUGAACGAACUCCCAUCCAACGAAUACUUGCCCCCAGUUGAGAUUGCUGCCCCAGUCUCCGCUCCAAUCUCCGCCCCAAUUGCUGCUCCAGUCAUCAUCGAAGCUCCAGUCCAAGAAUCAGCUGUCCUUGCUGAUGAUGGUUACCGUUACAAGACCGUCAGGAGGAUCAGGUACCGUCACCGUCGUGAUGUGAACGAACUCCCAUCCAACGAAUACUUGCCCCCAGUUGAGAUUGCUGCCCCAGUCUCCGCUCCAAUCUCCACCCCAAUUGCUGCUCCAGUUGCUGCUCCAGUCAUCAUUGAAGCUCCAGUCCAAGAAUCAGCUGUCCUUGCUGAUGAUGGUUACCGUUACAAGACUGUCAGGAGGAUCAGGUACCGUCACCGUCGUGAUGUAAACGAACUCCCAUCAAACGAAUACUUGCCCCCAGUUGAGAUUGCUGCCCCAGUCUCCUCUCCAAUCUCCGCCCCAAUUGCUGCUCCAGUCAUCAUUGAAGCUCCAGUCCAAGAAUCAGCUGUCCUUGCUGAUGAUGGUUACCGUUACAAGACCGUCAGGAGGAUCAGAUACCGUCACCGUCGUGAUGUGAACGAACUCCCAUCCAACGAAUACUUGCCCCCAGUUGAGAUUGCUGCCCCAGUCUCCGCUCCAAUCUCCGCCCCAAUUGCUGCCCCAGUUGCUGCUCCAGUCAUCAUUGAAGCUCCAGUCCAAGAAUCAGCUGUCCUUGCUGAUGAUGGUUACCGUUACAAGACCGUCAGGAGGAUCAGGUACCGUCACCGUCGUGAUGUAAACGAACUCCCAUCAAACGAAUACUUGCCCCCAGUUGAGAUUGCUGCUCCAGUCUCCGCUCCAAUCUCCGCCCCAAUUGCUGCCCCAGUUGCUGCUCCAGUCAUCAUUGAAGCUCCAGUCCAAGAAUCAGCUGUCCUUGCUGAUGAUGGUUACCGUUACAAGACCGUCAGGAGGAUCAGGUACCGUCACCGUCGUGAUGUAUACGAACUCCCAUCAAACGAAUACUUGCCCCCAGUUGAAAUCGCUGCCCCAAUCUCCGCUCCAAUCUCUGCCCCAAUUGCUGCCCCAGUUGCCGCUCCAGUCAUCAUUGAAGCUCCAGUUCAAGAAUCAGCUGUCCUUGCUGAUGAUGGUUACCGUUACAAGACCGUCAGGAGGAUCAGGUACCGUCACCGUCGUGAUGUGAACGAACUCCCAUCAAACGAAUACUUGCCCCCAGUUGAGGUUGCUGCCCCAGUAGCUGCCCCAAUCGCUGCUCCAAUUGCUGCCCCAGUCGCUGCUCCAGUUGCUGCUCCAGUCAUCAUUGAAGCCCCAGUCCAAGAAUCAGCUGCUCUUGCUGAUGAUGGUUACCGUUACAAGACUGUUAAGAGGUUCAGGUACAGGUACCGUCAUUAA
Molecule: messenger RNA, 2274 nt
Organism: Episyrphus balteatus (marmalade hoverfly)
Lineage: Eukaryota; Metazoa; Arthropoda; Insecta; Diptera; Syrphidae
Product: calphotin-like
Exons: 3
Coding region: 124-2274 (716 amino acids)
Source: RefSeq, a predicted model, not a curated record